Messenger RNA from Cygnus atratus (black swan), 2016 nucleotides. RefSeq names its product solute carrier family 5 member 9 (gene SLC5A9). Gene Ontology annotation, molecular function: D-glucose:sodium symporter activity. The coding region runs from base 16 to 2016 and encodes 666 amino acids. The record is from RefSeq and is a predicted model, not a curated record. Gene Ontology annotation, biological process: transmembrane transport. The transcript is spliced from 14 exons. NCBI's taxonomy places the organism in Eukaryota, Metazoa, Chordata, Aves, Anseriformes, Anatidae. Gene Ontology annotation, cellular component: plasma membrane.
AGUUCUCUCGCAGCCAUGAGUGAGCCCACCCCGGCCACCACGGAGCUGCCCGCGCUGCCGGGGGAGAUGAAGGCAGUCUUUGGGGUGGCAGACAUCAUCGUGGUGGUCUUUUACUUCGUCUUUGUCCUCGCUGUCGGGAUAUGGUCGUCUAUACGGGCAAGCCGGGGAACCAUUGGAGGUUAUUUCCUUGCUGGACGAUCCAUGACAUGGUGGCCUAUUGGAGCAUCUCUGAUGUCCAGCAACGUGGGCAGUGGCUUACUCAUUGGCCUGGCGGGCACUGGAGCAGCUGGGGGCCUUGCCGUUGGGGGCUUUGAGUGGAACGCUACCUGGGCACUUCUGGCUCUCGGCUGGAUCUUUGUGCCUGUUUACAUUGCAGCUGGAGUGGUCACCAUGCCUGAGUACCUGCAGAAGAGAUUUGGAGGGCAGAGGAUACAAAUCUACAUGUCUAUACUGUCCCUCAUUCUCUAUAUAUUCACCAAGAUAUCCACAGACAUCUUUUCUGGAGCGUUGUUCAUCCAAAUCUCUUUGGGCUGGAACCUCUACUUGUCCACUGUGGUCUUGCUAGUGGUGACUGCCAUCUACACUAUAGCUGGUGGUUUAACAGCUGUGAUAUACACAGAUGCGCUGCAGACCCUGAUCAUGAUACUGGGAGCUUUGGUCCUCAUGUUCAUAGGAUUUGAAAAAGUUGGCUGGUACGAAGGACUGAAGGAGAAAUACAGCACAGCGAUUCCAAAGGUCAUAGUCCCAAACACGACCUGUCACCUCCCACGUGCAGAUGCCUUCCAUUUGUUCAGGGACCCAGUCACAGGUGACAUUCCUUGGCCUGGACUUAUAUUUGGCCUCUCCGUGCUGGCUCUUUGGUGCUGGUGCACUGAUCAGGUAAUAGUCCAGAGGUCUCUCUCUGCCAAGAACCUCUCCCAUGCCAAAGGUGGAUCGGUGCUGGGAGGAUAUUUGAAAAUCUUCCCUAUGUUUUUCAUCGUCAUGCCAGGGAUGAUCAGCAGAGCUCUUUACCCAGAUGAAGUGGGCUGCGUGGACCCCGACAUCUGUAGAAGGGUCUGUGGAGCAGCAGUGGGUUGUUCCAACAUUGCCUACCCCAAACUUGUGAUUGAGCUCAUGCCUGAUGGGCUCCGGGGUUUGAUGAUUGCCGUGAUGAUGGCAGCCCUGAUGAGUUCCCUCACCUCCAUUUUCAAUAGCAGCAGCACUCUCUUCGUUAUAGACAUCUGGCAGCGGAUCCGCAAAAAGGCUUCGGAGCAGGAGCUGAUGAUUGUGGGCAGAGUCUUUAUACUCAUCCUGGUAGUCAUCAGUAUUCUCUGGAUCCCCAUCAUUCAAUCAGCCAACAGUGGCCAGCUCUUCGACUACAUUCAAUCUAUAACCAGCUACCUGGCUCCACCAAUCACAGCUCUCUUCAUCUUGGCAAUCUUCUGCAAGAGGAUUAAUGAGCCAGGUGCUUUCUGGGGCCUUGUGGUUGGGCUGGCUAUUGGACUUGUUCGGAUGAUCAUCGAGUUUAUUUAUAGCACACCGUCUUGUGGUGAGGAGGACAGAAGACCAGCUGUGCUAAAGGACUUGCACUACCUCUACUUUGCACUCAUCCUCUGCAUCCUCACUGCCAUUGUCAUUGUCCUUGUUAGUCUCUGCACCCCCCCAAUCCCUGAAGAAAAGCUCGCUUGCCUGACGUGGUGGACGAGGCACAAAAAAUCACCUGACAUUGACCUGAGAAAUUACAAGAGUGAAUCAGCACAGAUGAACUCAGCCAACGGAGAGGGUGACCUGCUCGAAAGCGCAGAUUUGGGCAACAAGGAGGAGGCAGCACCCAGGCCUCCCUGCUGGAAAAUGCUGUACCUGUGGUUCUGUGGCCUGUCCCCCAGCCCUGCGCGCACCCUGUCCCAGGAGGAGAAGGCCGCCUUGGAGCGGAGACUCACCAGCAUCGAGGAAAAGCCCCUGUGGAGGACUGUUUGCAACGUUAACGCUGUUCUCCUGCUGACCAUUAAUGUCUUUCUGUGGGGAUAUUUCGGCUGA